Molecule: messenger RNA, 750 nt
Organism: Aspergillus tanneri
Lineage: Eukaryota; Fungi; Ascomycota; Eurotiomycetes; Eurotiales; Aspergillaceae
Exons: 1
Coding region: 1-750 (249 amino acids)
Source: RefSeq, a predicted model, not a curated record
AUGCCAGCCAUCCAACAGGACAGAAAGCCAAUACUGAAGAAGAGAACUCUCUCUGAAGCUAUUCCAAAACAACCCCUAUUGCAGCAGACUUUACUAUAUGCUAGGCCAAGUCUGAAGGCACAGAAAACAGAUAAUGACCGUAAUCGUACAUCAUCCAACUGUCACAAGUCAAACCUUGGGGAGAGCCUGAGGCAAGUUUCUGGUGUUUCCCCGCAAACUCCUUUUAUUGGCACCCCGGCCAAUACGUCAUCUGCUGGUUUCGGCUCACCUAGGCACCACGUCCAUUUUAACAACGAGGUGGUGCAGUGCGUUGCAGUCAAGGCAGACAGUGAUGAGGAAGACGAAUCGCCGACUACUUUUGAAAAUGACUCGUCUCCGGGGAAUGGCGUUGUCAUGACCGGACAGCAUAUUACACACAUCUACUCCUGCGAUAAGAAUUCUACUUCUCGGAAUGGCAUUAGCAGUAGAAAAAAAACAAUUGCUCCGCUUCCCUCCACCACCCUCAGUUUCCGAGGAGACAGCCCAGAGCCCCAAGCAGGUUCUGUAUGGAGCCGUGGGUUUGGUCAAUAUUCAGCAUCCACCGCUUCUUCCGCUUCCUUUGUUGAGACUCUUCCAACCUAUGGACUGUCAGCAGAUUUCACGAUAGACUAUAAGGACCUUGAUUUCAAUUUCCACACCAAAUCCUUCAAUAGGGAGGAUAACCUUAGGGAGCACAUGGCCAGGGUUCAUCAGAGGCCACUGGAGUAUUAG